Molecule: messenger RNA, 211 nt
Organism: Geodia barretti
Lineage: Eukaryota; Metazoa; Porifera; Demospongiae; Tetractinellida; Geodiidae
Source: the annotation of a GenBank genome assembly
CAAGUGACAGUAGGUCAAUGACUACAUCACAAUGACCAUUAACCGCAGCAGAUAUUAGAGGUGUCCAUCCAUCCUGUGGGAUUGACAAACUCAUUAUUACCAUGGUAACAUACGUAGUUUUAAGACAAACUCAUUUAGAGGAUACAUCAUCACCCUGUCCCAGGGGUGAACAGGCUAACAAAGGUUAAAAUGUACCUGUACUAGCUGGCAA